Molecule: messenger RNA, 4933 nt
Organism: Eurytemora carolleeae
Lineage: Eukaryota; Metazoa; Arthropoda; Copepoda; Calanoida; Temoridae
Product: membrane metallo-endopeptidase-like 1
Exons: 23
Coding region: 243-3308 (1021 amino acids)
Biological process (GO): protein processing
Cellular component (GO): plasma membrane
Molecular function (GO): metalloendopeptidase activity
Source: RefSeq, a predicted model, not a curated record
AGAAUUGAAAAAAUGUAAGAUUAGUAAAAUGGAGGAAUAGAGCAUCUGAUAAAAGUAAACUAAAAAUUUCCUGGGGUGACAAAUCUACCGAAAGUGUUGUUGCCGCGUAAGUGUUCAGAAAAUUUGGAUCGUGGAUUUUGGCUCCAAAUCUUGAAGACUGCAGAUUUUGCGGAUUUCUGCGCUUAAGUCAAGUUGUAAAACUUGAUGAUUACCAAGUAUAUGUUUACAAUGUAAAAUACCGGAUGGGAGGAAGGGAGGAGCUCAACAAAAGGUGGAUAGAGCGUGAAACCCAUGUACUUUAUGAGAGCCUUGAUGGAUAUAACCUGAUCCCCUUAGUUCCUCCUCAUCAUUUUACAUCCAGUCAGUUUAAUAUCAAUCGAUCUAAUCAAACCAGAUCAAAUCUGGACAGAUCAAGGACGCUCGGACGAUCCCAUCCUAAAGAUCUAGGAAACUUCUACACAGGAACCAUCGGGAGAUCAAACUAUAACCAUGCGACAAUCAACAGAGCCAACCUAUCCCAUAAACCUUUAAGAAGAUGUGAGCAUGAUCACUGUGCCCGGAGUCAACCGAACCUUGAUGAGCUGACCCCUCAGCUCCUGAUCACACAUGCCAGCGUGGCGGUCAUGGCAUCUGCAGAGCAACAAGCUUCAGGAUUGGAGAGAGGAGAAGAGCGGUAUGAAUAUAAGACCCGGAGUACUGACUGCUGUCAAUCCUGGUGUGAGAGAGGAGGAGUGGAACGUAUUGUUGUUCUUCUCCUUCUUGGAGCUCUUCUUAUCAUAUUCUCUACGGUUGUGUUAUCCUUGUUUUACCUGAAAACUAUGAAUACGACGGGACUAAAUGUCGUCUUCUCUCGACAGGAGGUUUCCGAGAGAACUUUACUAAAAGAUCCUUCACCCAGUCAUCCUUCUCCCAACCUACCCUGCUCCACACACCAGUGCCUCACUUUGGCAGCUCGAAUAGAAUCUGUGUCGAGCAGGCAGGGUGACCCAUGUUCUAGCUUCUAUGAAGCUGCGUGUGGAGGUUGGGUUGGAUCCAGGAAUAUUACGCGACCCAUGGAUACUAUCUCAGUGCUAGACCAACUCAAGCUCGACAUUGAUAAGAAUAUCAGGGACCUGAUAAUGUCCUUGGGAGAUUCCAAUAACGGGUUUGGUAAACUCAAAUCCUUCUUUAUCUCCUGCAGCGACGAAGAUACUAUCCGGAGAAGGAGAAGUGAACCUAUCAUCAACUUUAUCAAGGAACACUUUUCUCCAGCCCUGGAUCCUAUGACGGGGGAUACUGGAGAUCUUACAGAUAUUAUCACAGAUUUGUUAAUGUUUGGUGGUUCAUCGAUGUUUGAUGUGAGCGUAGAUAUUCAUCCUUUUAAUAGUUCUCAAUAUAUUAUUCUUGUUAAACUACCUUCACACUCAAACCUUCCAGCACUCUUUCCUGUACCUGGAGAUCCAUUGUAUCCAACCCUAGAUCCAUUGUAUCCAACCCUAGAUCCAUUGUAUCCAACCCUAGAUCCAUUGUAUCCAACCCUAGAACCAACCAAACAGUAUCCAACCCCUGAUAACGAGUAUCCAAACCUAGGACCAAAUUCAUUGUAUCCAAAAACAAAAUCAGCAUUUGAAAGUUCUGGGUUUGAACCUAGUUCAUCAAGUUCUGAUUCUCACGGGAUAUUCUCUGAUCCUAAACCAGGUUCAAACCUCAAACCAAUCAACAUUUUCUCUUCCUUUAACCACAAAAACAAGUCGGAGCAAGGAAGGCAAAAGAGAGAACUCAAGCAAACCCAGCAAAAUAUAAUAUCCAGUCAACAACUUUUUCAGGAUAUUCAGAAUGCCGCUGAAUCGCACAGUAUAGGAAACCUGAUAAACCUCGUGGAAGAAUUUGAUUUGCUCUCCUCCUACUCACAACCCUUCAAACAAACUACAGCAGAUGAAAUUGUCGGAUUCAUUGCAGCACUCAGCAAGGCACUACCAGACCGUAAUCAGGAGCUCAAAGCUUUCAGAGAAAACAGAGUUUACAACCUUUAUACUCUUCAAGAACUCCAGAGCUGUUUCAAGUAUGUGAACUGGGGUCUCUUGAUGGACAGGUUGGUUGGAAAGCAGAACGGUGAGGAAAGAUACAUGGUUCAGUUUCCUUCACAUCUUCGACAGAUUGAGAGAGUAGUUUCUCUCUUCGGAGUUAGAAUUGCUCGUCUCGGCUUACUGGUUCUCUACGGGAGAGAUUUCCUUAGUAGUCUCGUUAAUCUAAACAGUUCUCAAGAGAGGUGGAGGACGUGUAGUCAGGUUACUCAGGGUAUACUUCCAAUACCAUCCUCUCAUCUCUAUAUUAAUUCAGCUACACAGUUUGACAGGAACCAACUCCUCUCAAGGGUAAAAGAUCUUGGUUCAAAAGUUAAAACCGAAACUCUGAAACAUUUGGAUAGAACGUCUUGGAUGUCAAGUAAAUCCAAGAGACGAGUAUUGAGGAAGGUUGAGAGGGUUCAGAUAGACGUUGAUAUUCCUCAUAUUUUCUUAGAUAGAGAUCUAGUCCUACAAUCAAUACAAAAUAUUAACAUAUCACAAAAUGAUUACUUUGGGAAUGUAGUUUCUCUGGUUCGGAUUCACAAAGAAAGGAUUUAUUCAUUGCUCAGGAGAAGGGUUAACAGAGCUGAAUAUUCUUGGAGUGUUAUAACUUCACCGCUAGGUGUCAAUGCUUUCCAUAUUCGCCAACUGAACAGUGUGUUGGUUCCCUAUGGUCUGGUCUCAAGUUUUCUACAUAUUUCUCCAGGAGCCCCGCAGUAUACUACAGAUGCUCCAGUAGCAUUUAUCAUAGCACAUGAGUUGAUACAUAGCGUAGAUCCUACAGGAGUAGGUUGGGAUGAAAACGGAAAACUUUCAGAUAUACUAGAUAAUACUUCACUUAAUAGGUAUGAUAAGAAGCUUGAGUGUGUGAAGGAUACGAUAUCCAAGGUUGGACAAAUCCAGGAUACGUAUCAGGGUCAGAGAAUAAGGAUAGAAUCCAAUCCGGAGAUAUCCAUUGGAGAAUCUAUUGCUGAUAUAGAAGCAAUGAACGUUGUUAGCAAUAUGUUUGAUUAUAAAACCAGAAUUGCUGGAAGCCACUUCUCUCCUUCACAGCUGUUCUUCCUCAAUAUUGCUCAGGGUUACUGUGGAAUAAUGGGCAGUCUAGCGAAAUUAGUUCAUCUUCACAUCAACCCACAUUCACCUUCACAAUCUAGAAUUGAUAACUUGGCUCUCUUCUCCUCCAGCUUCUCUGAAACCUUCCAAUGUCCUACAGGAUCCAGGCUUUAUCCUGUAAACCAGUGCUUGGUAUUCGGAGCUAGAUAAGCCAGUGUUCGGAGCUAGAUAAACCAGUGCUCGGUAUUCGGAGAUAGAUAAACCAGUGCUCGGUAUUCGGAGCUAGAUAAACCAAUACUCGGCAUUCGGAGUUAGAUAAACCAGUGCUCGGUAUUCGGUGAUAGAUAAACCAGUGUUCGGUUUUCGGAGCUAGGUUAACCAGUCCUCGGUAUUCGAGGCUAGGUAAACCAGUGCUCGGUAUUCGGAGCUAGAAAAAACAGUGCUCGGUAUUCGGAUCUAGAUAAACCAGUGCUCGGUAUUCGGAUCUAUGUAAACUAAACCAGUCCUCGGGUUUCGAUGCUAGGUAAACCAGUGCUCUGUAUUCGAAGCUAGAUAAACCAAUGUUCUUUAUUUGGAGCUAGAUAAACCAGUGCUCGGUAUUCGAAGCUAGGUAAAACAAUGUUGUGUAUUCGGAGCUAAGUAAACCAGUGCUCUGUAUUCGGAACUAGGUAAACCAGUGCUCUGUAUUCGAAGCUAGAUAAAACAGUACUCUGUAUACGGAGAUAGGUAAACCAGUGCUCUGUAUUCGAAGCUAGGUAAUCCAGUGCUCUGUAUUCGAAGCUAACGAAACCAGUGUUCGGUAUUAGGAGCUAGAUAAACCAACGUUCGGUAUUCUGAGCUAGAUAAACCAGUGCUUGGAAUGGUUUUGUACCACUUAUACAAUGAAUACGUAUAAAGAUGUUGAUGAUAUUCUGUUGUAAUUGUAUAGAGUUAGAACUUGGUACUCUGCAUAGUAAAUUAUGGUAUAGUGUAACCAUAAACCUUAUAUUUCUCCUAACCGUUAACUUGUUACAGUCCACAGUUCUAACAUUCCUUUCAUACUUUUCUUUUCCCAGUUGUUUUAUUUUGUUUUCACUGUGAGCCACAUACUUCUCCAUUCCUUUCCAUUCUUUUCCUUCUAUACUUUCCAUCAAAUCCUUUCCAUCCUAUUGUUUCAAUCCUAUCCUUUCCAUCCUAUUGUUUCCUUGCUAUCCUUUCCAUCCUAUUCUUUCAAUCCUAUCCUUUCCUCUCCAUUCUUUCCCUUUUAUCCUUUCCCUUCUAUCCUUUCCCUUCUAUCCUUUCCAUCUUAUUCUUCCCUUCUAUCCUUUCCAUCUUAAUCUUUCCCUUCUAUGCUGUCCAUCCUAUCCUUUCCAUCCUAUUGUUUCCAUCCUAACCUUUCCAUCCUAUUGUUUCAAUCCUAUCCUUUCCUCUCCAUUCUUUCCCUUUUAUCCUUUUCCCUUCUAUCCUUUCCAUCCUAUUCUUUCCCUUCUAUCCUUUCCAUGCCAUCCUUUUCAUCCCAUCCUUUGCAUCCAAUCCUUUCACUUUUAUCCUUUCCAAUCUUUCCUUUUUAUCCUAGAUUUGUACUUUAAGGUUCUGUCGUUGUAAUUUAAGUUAUAAAUAGGAACAUGCCUGAUUCACAGUGGUAUCCUUUAAACCUUUAUCUGAUCAAUAAUGUGGAAUAUAUCGUUGUUUUUCUAGAAUAAAAAGCGUUUUAAUUUUGAGAAUUUCCUGCAAAUUUUCUAAAGCAGAAAAGAGAAACCACAAAUGAGAAUAAAAAUAGUUAUAAAGAGAAUUUGUUGGAUAAAUCAUAAACAAAGCUCUGAAUGGUACCGUGGUGAAUCGGAUAUAUCAUUCUA